GACCACGUUUCGCAGUGCUCCAGCAGUAGUGUAAUCAACUCUUGAUUUUUAACAAAAAAACCUCGUAAUUGUUACUUGUCAUGUGAUUAAUAAGUGUUUCCCUCCAACAUUCAACCUCACUCGACAAAACCGACAAAUAAAAUCAUCAAAUUAUCGAGUAUUAAAUGAACUUGAGGUGAUACGUUUCUGACAGCGUGUACGCAAUGGCCGAUGACACCACCUCGCUGCCCAGGAGGCGUCAAUUGAGAGAGAGAACGAGAAAGCUGUACACAGACGACUGGACCCUGGGGGAUGAGGAGAUUGAGGGCAAAAGGACAUUUCAACUCGAUGAAAAGAUCGAGUGUGAGAGGUAUAACCUCAGUAACUUCUCAGGACUUUUCAGGGAGAUGAAUGGGCCUGAACUCAAUCUGAGUUUUCUACAGAGAUAUGGACUCAGUAUUCCUUUGCUAUUCAGGGAUAAAUCUGGUCUUGGACUCAGGGUUCCAAGCUCCAAUUUUUCAAUUAAUGAUGUCAGAACGUGUGUUGGAUCAAAGAGACUUCUGGAUGUAAUGGACGUAACCACGCAAAAAAACGAAGACAUGACGAUGAAGGAAUGGCAAAGAUACUAUGAAGACCCCAACAAGGCUCGACUCCUUAAUGUUAUCUCUCUCGAGUUCUCACACACAAAAUUAGAAAAUUACGUUCAAUCUCCCACUCUCGUUCGUCAGGUAGACUGGGUGGACACAGUAUGGCCAAGACACUUGAAGGAGUCCCAGGUGGAAGCAACAAAUCUCCUCGAAGAUAUGAUGUACCCAAAGGUUCAAAAGUACUGUCUUAUGUCAGUAAAAGGGUGUUACACAGACUUCCACGUGGACUUUGGAGGCACGAGUGUCUGGUACCAUAUCCUGAGAGGUGGAAAAAUAUUCUGGUUGAUUCCACCAACCGAGAAAAAUCUUGCACUCUACCAGGAGUGGGUUUUAAGUGGAAAACAAUCGGAUGUUUUCUUCGGAGAUAUGGUGGAUCGUUGUGGGAGGAUAAGUCUAACUGCAGGAAUGACAUUAUUCAUACCAACUGGUUGGAUUCACGCUGUGUACACUCCUCAAGAUUCUCUGGUCUUCGGAGGAAAUUUCCUCCACAGUUUUGGCAUCGAUAAGCAGCUGAAGGUGGCGCAGGUGGAGGAGCAGACAAAAGUGCCUCAGAAAUUCAGAUAUCCCUUCUUCACUGAGAUGCUGUGGUACGUUCUCGAGAGGUACGUUCAUGUGCUCCUGGGGAGGAGUCAUCUGGACAUCUCGGAGACGCAGAGGCAGCAUGUCACUCCACCAGUUCAGAUGCAUCAACACCUGACGCCUUUUGAGCUGCAUGGGCUCAAAAGCAUUGUCAUGUAUCUCCACUCGUUACCGAGUACCAAGAAGAAUGUGCCUGAAUUAAUAAGAGAUCCUGUUGCUCUGAUUCACGAUGUCAGAUGUCUUGUGGAGCAGCACAGACAUGAUAGCCCUGAGGCUGCAGUUACGGGGAAUCCAAUUCUACCCACACCUCCACCUUUGAGUAUUGUUGAGAGGGAGCGAAUGAAAGUUGGAAGAAAAACUUACACCAAACGUCCUUCUCCGAACUCCUCCGAAGUAAAACAAGAGACUAAACCUACAGUGCCACGAAGAAGAAGAACACGAUGCAAGAAGUGUGAAGCAUGCACACGACAAGAUUGCGGGGAAUGUGUUUAUUGUCAGGACAUGGUGAAAUUUGGAGGGACGGGGAGAGCAAAACAGACUUGCGGAAUGAGACAGUGUCUCAGGCCGAUGUUACCUGUCACUGCAGCCUGCAAAGUGUGUCAAUUGGAUGGUUGGGGGCAGCAUCCAGCUCCACUCAUGGGUAAACCAACACCAGUAACCCCCUCGAACCUGAUGGAAUGCUCAAUUUGCUUCGACAUAGUUCACCCAGCUUGCGUGGGAAUCGACCCCCAGCGUCUGACAAUCAACGAGGACAUCCCAAACAGCUGGGAGUGCCCCUCGUGCUGUCAAAGUGGUCGAAACGUGGACCACCGUCCUCGUCCACCGAAAAAUCGUGUCCGAAAGGUGUCAGCCUCCUCAGCAGCAUCCUCAGCUCCCACAACAGACUCCGAACGUGCCACCACUCCCAGCAAAAGAGCAAGACCAGACCCAGCAGAGACGUGGAAUGAUCGUGAGGCUGCUGAGGGUGACCAAAGAUCAGCUCUGAGAACCCAAUUGGCAGCACAAUUGACUGGAUCAAGUAACAAAUCCCUAAAACGUCCUGUCGUGGUAGUUAGACCCGUUCAAAUUCCCCCACUUCAAAUAACUGGACAGUCAUUGGCCUACGACAAGACUGCUGUGCUGGCAGUCUUCAGGUACUUAUCCCCAAAAGAUUUAGCCAGUUGUGCCGUUGUCUGUCGUACCUGGGCCAGAUACAGCAUUGAUCCCACACUCUGGAGACGAAUGGAUAUGUCCCAUGCACACUUGACAGCUUCUCACUUGACUGGAAUUGCUAGGAGACAGCCUGAGACUCUCUGCUUGGACUGGUCGAACGUUGCUAAGAGACAAUUGGCUUGGCUGCUUGGUAGACUCCCUCAGUUGAGAUCUCUCUCAUUGAAGGGAUGCACCUGGGCAGGUGUAUGUGCCCUGAGAACCUGUACGUGUCCACCUCUGGUGAGUCUGGAUCUCUCUCAUGUGUCUGGACUCAAUGACUCCAGUCUCAGGGAGGUGCUCAGUCCACCCACUGACUCGAGACCUGGACUCAUUGAUAAAACAUCCAGGUUAAAGCAUCUCAAGAACUUGUCACUCGCUGGAUGUGACAUCACUGAUGUCGCCCUGAGGUAUAUUGCUCAGCAUCUUCCACAUCUCGAGACUCUCGAUCUCAGCUCGUGUGGAAGAGUCACUGAUGCUGGUGUUGCACAAAUAUCAACUCCACCUGCAUUGGCAAUCGCUAAUCUUGUCAGUUUGAAUUUAUCCAAUUGUCGAAUGCUCACGGAGACCAGUUUAGAGCAUCUCGCCAGGUGCAAGGCAUUGAAGAGACUCGAUCUCAGGCACACCACUCAGGUUUCCACUCAGGGGGUAAUCAGGUUUGCUGCUAGAAGUAUUCAUAAUCUUCAUGUGACCGAUGUCAAGCUUGUGGAGGAAAAAAAAAUCAAGGAGAAGGGAACGUGAGGGAAUGUUGGAGGAACAGAGUGUGGCACGUGUACCUGGGGGUAUUGUAAUUGAUCGAGAAGGGCAACGGAUUUUGUCUUGGAUGAAAAAAAAAAUCAAACAAUAUCUUGACAUUUAUUCAAAUUCACUGCAUUUGGAGGUGUGUAAUAAUCUGGAAAUCUUUUUUUGUAAAGAUAGAAAUCAGAUCAAUAAUUAUUUUUACAGCUCUUGAAAUUCUCUCUUCAAAGUGCUUUCGACGUUUUUUUUUAUGAAUGAAUUGAAGCAAAUAUGGAAAUUGAAUGACGAAUAUGAGAAACUUUGUUUAAGCAUAAUUAAAAUUUGACAAGUCAUGGGGAAUUGAUAAUGUUGAUAUAGUGACGUCACGUCAAAACGUCCAUAGUCGAAAUAUGUGAUACAUCGGAAUCGUUUGUAAUUCUUCUUCAUUCGCGAGAAAAGGCUCUCAUGUUUUGUAUUUAAUUUCCGUGUUUCGUUGCUUCAUCGAAGGAGAGAAUUUCUACCAAUUCGCGUGAUCUGAAAAUUCACCGUUCAACAUCACUUCGCUGUUGUAUUUUAUUGUGUGAAAUACGCUAGAAUGUUAGUAUUCAGCUACAAUAUCUUCGAGUAUGUGAUGGAUUGAAUGGGAUUUGUGUUUUAAUUAUGGAAAUUUGGAAGGCCGAGGCGUUGUGCUUCGGGUUCUCAGGAGUUUGAUUGGAUGACGAAUCAAAUAAGUAGAUUUUUUUCUGUAAGUGAUAAGAUAUAGAAAUUAUACGCUUUUGUACAUUGCAGUGCACAAAAAUUCUGUUAUUUAUUGUAUGAUACAUCUCGUUGAUGCAAUUACAUGAUUUUUUUUAAUUGAAUUUUUUUCUACGAGAAUUGCAGGGGCAGCUUAGUGUGCAAUCCACCAAAAUCGAUCAUAAUAGGUUUCGUCAUGAAUUUAGAAGAGCCAUUUAGGGGUGUAUUAUUGACAUUGUCAGGCUUGAGUUCAAGUUCAUUUUUGUCUUCCCACUUACCCGUGGUUUUCUAUUUUUUUUUUGUUUUUUUAUUGCAGUGGAGAAUUAAUAGAACGAUUUUCCUCAGACAGAAAAUUCGAUGAUAAUAAUAGAAUCCCAGGAAUAUUCUAGGCUUCAAGAGAAAUCAAACGAUUUCAUUUCUUGAAGUAAAUUGAUGAAGAAAAUACUCGGAUCUUUCGACUGAAAUAAAUUUUUAUCGAGCGAAAUUUUUUCUAUCAUUUCUCUACUCGAUUUUUAGAACAGAAUCGGACCCUUGAUCUCACACGUACGAGAAAUUCUCCGAAUUUUAUUUUAUUUUUUAUAAAUUCGAAUAUUCGACAAUUGGGGUCUUACAUUGAAUUAUGAGAGAAUUCCACGUGGUAUAAUCGAUUAUGUGUAAUUAUAAUUAUUUAGAGUAAUGUCAAUCAACUGUCUGUAUAAAGCAGGAGACACUAAGCAUGCGCGAGGUAAAUUUUAUUUUUAAAAUUUUUCAAAUCAAACUCGUGCAGGAAUAUUUGUACAUUUAGUUUUACAGACGAAUACGUAGCCCAUAUUUGAAUUAAUAGUACGUAAGGUGAAUAAAGAAAAAGUUG
Fopius arisanus is the source of this 4695-nucleotide messenger RNA. RefSeq names its product Lysine demethylase 2 (gene Kdm2). The transcript has 5 exons. Gene Ontology annotation, biological process: regulation of transcription by RNA polymerase II; protein demethylation. The record is from RefSeq and is a predicted model, not a curated record. NCBI's taxonomy places the organism in Eukaryota, Metazoa, Arthropoda, Insecta, Hymenoptera, Braconidae. Gene Ontology annotation, molecular function: protein binding; histone demethylase activity; DNA binding. The coding region runs from base 204 to 3134 and encodes 976 amino acids.